UGGAGAGAGGUAGUCAGGCCGGUUCAACCGAUAGACCCUAUUCUCACGCAAAGCUUCUUCUCAGACUUUGCCCACGACACUUUGCACUUCCAUCAACAACAAAUGACUUCUCUUUUCCUGUCUUCCUUCCAAACAAAUUAAACAGAAACAAUAACAACCACUUUUCUUUUCCCCUUCGCUUACAUUUCCUCACGUUUUCUUGGCCUUUUCUUUCUGGGUUUGUGAGCCUGGUUUAAACUUCAUUUGGGUUUCCAUUGCUUUUGAGAGAUGGUUUCUUUUUCUGGACAAUGCAGAGAAAUAUAAAUUCAGUAAUGGGGUUCUUUUGGUCUUCUGGGUAUUGAAUGUUUUGCACAUUAUUCAAGUUUGUGCUUUGAAGUUAUAAUAUCAAGAUAGUUUUUGUUUUUUUUAAUUGUUUCAGCUCUUUGGCUUAUGGCGGAUAAUGAAUGAUUUCAUAUUGGGAAUCUUUGUUAAUGUUCUAUCAAUUCUAUGCUUUUCUUAGUUGUUCAUUGUUGAUUUUUUUGGAUUAAUAUGGCUGUAGCUGAGAGGAAUGGUUCUUCCAUUGUGAUUAUUUCUCGAAACUGUUUGUUUAGUUUGUUCCUAAUUUCAACCAUUUUUUUGCUAUUUUCUUGUUUCUCUGUGUUGCGUUCCACUGGCUUCCAUCAUUUUGUUGACACUAGUUCAUUAACAAAAUCCAAGCCCCUUACUGUGAUAGACAACAGUAGGAAUAAUUUACAAGAAGAAAAAGAGAUAAUCCAAAAGAAAGAUGAUGCCAAAUGCAGUAAAGAUAACAAAUUGUUGCUUAAGGUUUAUAUGUAUGAUUUGUCCCCGGAGUUUCAUUUUGGACUUUUGAAUUGGAAACCAGAAGGGGAUAGUGUUUGGCCUGAUAUUAAAACCAAUAUACCCUCAUAUCCUGGUGGGUUGAACUUGCAACAUAGUAUAGAAUAUUGGCUAACCUUAGAUCUUCUUGCUUCAGAGGUUUAUGCUAAGCGAGAGGCUUGUAGUGUGAUAAGAGUGCACAACUCGAGUGAAGCUGAUGCUAUUUUUGUGCCAUUCUUUUCUUCAUUGAGCUACAACAGGUUUUCUAAAAGGCAUCCAAAUGAAAAGAAAAGCCAGAACAAGGUGUUGCAAGAGAAGUUGGUGAAGUUUGUGACUAGUCAAGAGGAAUGGAAAAGAAGUGGUGGAAAAGAUCACAUAGUCAUGGCUCACCAUCCUAAUAGCCUGUUAGAUGCUAGGAUGCAGCUUUGGCCUGCAAUGUUCAUUCUUUCAGAUUUUGGGAGGUAUCCUUCCAAUGUAGCAAAUCUCGAAAAAGAUGUGAUUGCCCCUUACAAACAUGUAAUCAAAUCCUAUGCCAAUGAUGCAUCAGAGUUUGAUAGCCGUCCAAUUUUGCUGUAUUUCCAAGGCGCCAUAUACAGAAAAGAUGGUGGCUUUGCGAGGCAAGAGUUAUUUUAUCUUUUAAAAGAUGAAAAAGAUGUGCAUUUCACAUUUGGAAGUGUUCAAAAAAAUGGAAUCAGAGAAGCAUCCAGGGGAAUGCACUCUUCCAAAUUCUGCCUCAACAUAGCUGGUGACACCCCUUCAUCCAAUCGCCUCUUUGAUGCCAUUGCUAGCCAUUGUGUACCUGUAAUCAUUAGUGAUGAAAUCGAGCUCCCUUAUGAGGACAUCCUAGACUACUCUGAGUUCUGUAUAUUCGUUCGCACAUCAGAUGCUGUCAAAGAAAAAUUUCUGAUCAACCUUAUAAGGAGCAUAAAAAAGGAAGAAUGGACGCGUAUGCAUGAUAGAUUGAAAGAAAUUGAACAUCUAUUCAAGUUUCAUUACCCAUCCAGGGAGGGUGAUGCUGUCCAAAUGAUAUGGCAGGCAAUCACCCGUAAGAUCCCCUCUAUUCGAAGGAAAAUACACAAAUCUAGGCGGUUUUCACGAACUGUAACUCAUGAAGAGAAAGAAUUAAGAUCAUUAUCAUUGCCGCGCAAUUUAUGGUGAAAGAGGAAGUUUGAUUCAUUCAGGCAUGGCAGUUUUUUAUACCUUUUGAUUGGAAGGACAGCAAUUAGUUUUUGCUGCUGCAUGAAGGUGAGAACUACUAAGAAAUUCUUUUAGAUUAGAACUGUAACGCUCUGUACAAAAGGUUUUUUCAUUUGUUUAGUUUCCAAGUAUGGCUAGAAAUACUUUCAUUUGUUUCACAUGAAUCUAAAACACUGAUACACGCAAAUUUUUAUUUAUUAUAUUUCCUUUUUUUUUCA
Mangifera indica (mango) is the source of this 2231-nucleotide messenger RNA. Its product is annotated as probable arabinosyltransferase ARAD1. The coding region runs from base 529 to 1974 and encodes 481 amino acids. Lineage: Eukaryota; Viridiplantae; Streptophyta; Magnoliopsida; Sapindales; Anacardiaceae. The record is from RefSeq and is a predicted model, not a curated record. Gene Ontology annotation, molecular function: glycosyltransferase activity. The transcript is spliced from 2 exons.